Truncatella angustata is the source of this 606-nucleotide messenger RNA. RefSeq lists its product as uncharacterized. Lineage: Eukaryota; Fungi; Ascomycota; Sordariomycetes; Amphisphaeriales; Sporocadaceae. The transcript has 2 exons. The record is from RefSeq and is a predicted model, not a curated record. The coding region runs from base 11 to 478 and encodes 155 amino acids.
AGCAUUUUCAAUGGCAAUUCUGUUCGCCGUCGGUGUCUUGGCUGUGCCAAGUCCUGCUGUCCCUGAUCCCGCGGGCGUUAAGAACAUCGGAAACGGAGCUGGUGUACAGUUCAUCGGAGGAGAGUGUCUGAGCUCGGCAGACUGUGCAUCAGCGUGUUGUGCCUUUAACAACAAUGGCGGCGGCAUCUGCUCAGGGGUUGGAGCUCAAUUUCAAAACGGAAAGACAGGAUGUGGCUUUGGAGACAAUGGCGCUGCAGCUCCGGCUACAGGUAACGUCGCAUCCGGUAGUGUUGACACGUCCGCUCCUGGGAGCCAAAACGUUGGCACAGGAAAUGGGCAGCAAUUCAUUACGGGGCAGUGCUUGAGUGAUGCUGAUUGUGCUUCGAGCUGCUGUGCAGGGCCCAAGGGUGCCUGCUCUGCCGCCGCAGUGGCUUUUGACUCUGGGAAAACAGGCUGUGGUUUCGUCGGCACAGCUUAGACCUGAAAUUGCAGACUUUCUUGGAUAUGUCUCCGUGGGCAUUUUUGAACACCCCAUGGUAUAUCCAAGAGCAUGACGAGGAACACGAUUUGGGAACACGGAAUGGGGUUAAUGAGCAUGCAAGACAG